UUCAGAAAAAACAGAGGCAGCAUUAGACUUGUAUUAAAAUGAAGAAAAUGGUAACUUUUCUUUUAAUAAUUUAUCAUGUCUCAUCAGUUUGCUGCUUCCUUGACGACAUACUACAGCCUCUUGCACAUGUUUUUGAAUAUGGUGAUAACUACGGUGAUCAGACAUUCGUACAGUCUGGGAAGAUAAGCCUCUUUGAGAAAAAAUUUAAAAUUCCAAUUUCCGUGCCAACAUGCUCAGAAAUCACAUAUGUGCGCGUGGAAGUAAACAACGUGGCGAACUCUCCCAACAUCCAGUACCUAGAGCCAACGCAAACUGUGGAGAUCACCUACGGUCCGCUACAAUACAGCAGGUCCUCCUACAACGUGAUUGCAAAGACAGCCCCUAAAAAGUACUGCAAGGAAACUCAGUCCAGAGUUCAUCAGAAGAGGUGUCUGUCUUCAAACAAUAUAUAGACCUCCUAGACUUGCCGUGUAAUAAAACUAUUUUCAUUACG
Pararge aegeria (speckled wood butterfly) is the source of this 493-nucleotide messenger RNA. RefSeq lists its product as uncharacterized. The coding region runs from base 39 to 452 and encodes 137 amino acids. NCBI's taxonomy places the organism in Eukaryota, Metazoa, Arthropoda, Insecta, Lepidoptera, Nymphalidae. The transcript has 3 exons. The record is from RefSeq and is a predicted model, not a curated record.